AGGUAUUUUGUUCAACACAAAUCUUGGUCAGCAUAUCCUGAAGAACCCCAAGAUAAUCGAGAGCAUGGUGGACAAGGCAGCAGUAAGGCCAACGGACGUUGUAAUUGAAAUAGGACCCGGUACCGGUAACAUGACAAUGAAAUUACUUGAAAGGUGUAAAAAAGUAAUUGCUUACGAAGUCGAUCCACGUAUGGUUGCUGAAUUACAAAAACGUGUCCAGGGUACUCCUUACAAAUCGAAAUUAAACAUAGAAAUUGGAGAUGUACUUAAGGCUGAUAAAUUACAUUAUUUUGACCUGUGUAUUGCUAAUGUACCUUAUCAAAUAUCAUCACCACUCAUGACUAAAUUGUUACUCCACAGGCCAAUAUUUAGAUGUGCAGUUCUCAUGUUCCAAAAAGAGUUCGCUGACCGAUUAGUGGCCAAACCUGGUGAUAAUUUAUAUUGCCGUCUCAGUAUCAACACCCAAUUAUUAGCCCGAGUUGAUUUACUGUUAAAAGUUGGUAAAAAUAAUUUCCGCCCACCGCCAAAAGUUGAAUCUAGUGUUGUUAGAGUUGAACCACGUAAUCCACCUCCAGCAAUUAAUUUUAAAGAAUGGGACGGCUUAACGAGAAUAGCGUUUGGUAGGAAAAAUAAAACAUUGCUGGCGGCGUUCAAAACAACUUCGGUGAAAACUUUACUCAAUAAAAAUUACCAAAUUCAUUGCAGUCUUAAUAAUGAGACAAUACCAGAGGGAUUUGAUAUCACGGAAUUAAUUACAGAAGUAUUGACUACAAUGACAAGAAAAGGUGACAAAGUAGACCGUCUCGAAGGAAUGAGUAAAAAACGCGCACGAGAAUUGGAUGUUGAUGAUUUUAUAGAGCUUUUGUAUACUUUUAAUAAAGUAGGAAUUCAUUUCGCGUGA
Cotesia congregata is the source of this 901-nucleotide messenger RNA. Lineage: Eukaryota; Metazoa; Arthropoda; Insecta; Hymenoptera; Braconidae. The record is from the annotation of a GenBank genome assembly.